AUGGCCGCAUUUGUCUUGGCACCAGGGCCACGCCCAGCGCAUCACGUGCCCACGCACUAUGCGCAGGUUCCUAAGGCGACACCAAGCCCUGCGACUGCUCCCAGCACGUGUGCGCUGCGCGCUGCUCUGGUGGGCAGCCUGGUGGCCACCGCGGCCUCAGCCCGAGCGCCGAAGAAGCUGAAGACGCGCAGUGCACGUGCUUCGCGUGUAGUGCGUCAUGCCAGCACCAAGCUGGACGAUUCCGGUGCGUGGUCCUUCGUGCAUUUGAAGAACGGCGACUCGGAGGCCAAAGUGUAUUUGCAUGGUGCAAACGUGACCUCCUUCAAGGUCGGAGGAGUGGAGUGGAUCGGCCUUCGUGCAGAUUGUAAACUUGAUGGCUCCAAAGCCAACAUCAGCGGAGGCCUUCCCAUUUGCUUUCCGCAGUUCGGGCCGGGGGAAGUGAUCCCACAGCAUGGUUUUGCCCGCAACAUGGAUUGGACCUUUGUGGAGGGUGAGAGCAGCGAUGGCAAGUGUGUGCUGGAGCUGGUCGACUCUGAAGAGACGAAGAAGGUGUGGCCGUUUGAAUUCCGUUGCACUUACACCGUGGAGCUCACAGAUGGGGAGUUGGCCACUACCAUGAAGGUGGAAAACUUGUCGGAGUCUGAAUGCACUUUCACCACCGGGAUCCAUAGCUAUUUUGCCACCUCUGACAUUGACAAACUUGGGAUCGUUGGCAAGUUCAAGGGCUGCACAUACGAGGAUCGAACGAAAGAUCCUCCCACUCCGGUGGACUACGACAAGGACGAGAUCAAGAUUGCAGAGUUCAGAGAUGAGAUCUACAAAAAGGUGUGGCCAAGUACUGUCACCUUGCAGGAUCCUGAAAAGGGUGAUUUGGACAUCAUCAGUGAUGGGGGCUGGCGAGAUUUGGUGGUGUGGAACCCGUACGGAGAUGACAAGGCAGACCUGCAAAACGUCAUGAGCAUCCAGCAGAGACAGGGCAUUGCACCCACCUGGAUGCUGCAUCAGUUGGAGGCCUUGGAGUCAGAUUGUGACGGCCUGGAGCGGCGCUGGCGGCAGGUGCAAGGGCAGCGAAAAGGGGAGGAGCAUCGAUUGAUCCAGAGGCUCCGCUCUGAGCACGAGAGCCAGCUUCAAGAGCUAGGCCGCUUGAGAGAGACGAUCAAGGAGAGCAAGGAGGAGAAGCCAUCCCCGCCCAGCCUCGAGCCCUUGGAACAAGAGGCAGCAGAGUUGCGCCGUGAGAUUGAAGAACUCCAGCGGAGGAAGCAUGCUGAAGAGGCACAUGCCGAGGAACAACGCUUGGCCCUCAAGGUCGAGAUCGGUUCAUUGCAGGAGCAGCUUCAACAGACUCUGUCUCAAAAGUCGGUGAUGGAGGACGUGGUUGAGGGGCUGAAGAGCUCUCACAGUGCCACGGCAGACUCUUCCCGGGAGGUGCGAGAACUUCAACAGCACCAGGAGUUCUUGGAGAAGGAGUGUGUGCGCUCUGAGCGGAGGAUCAUAAUCCUGGAUGAGAAGAUAGACAGUCUGAGCAAAGAGGCCCUUGAGCUUUGCCCGAGUCGGAGGCUUUAA
Messenger RNA from Durusdinium trenchii, 1563 nucleotides. Lineage: Eukaryota; Dinophyceae; Suessiales; Symbiodiniaceae. The record is from the annotation of a GenBank genome assembly.